UAUGUGGUGAAACCGAAACUUGAUCAUUUUGUAAAAUAACUGAAUUGUAUCAGAUUAAAUUGGUACCGAUUAAUUAAAUUAUAUAAGUAUACAGAGAAUACAUUGCGAUUAUGAGAAUACUGAUAUAAAAUUUGCAGAAGUUGUAUAUUUGCCACAUUUACAAGCUUUGUAUGGCAAUUGUUUACUGCAGAGAUUCAUAUCGAUAAAUUUAUAUAAACGGCUACAUUCAUGUACAUUGUCAAUAUCAAUGGAAUAAUACAAACGUCUGCAAGUUGCACAAUGAUUCCUCUGUCGUCUCUCUUUCUGGUACUACUAAUGUGUAUAUAUAUACUCAUUUGAUCAUUUAUUUUGAAAUCUUAGAGUGCCUAUUCCAGGAAAACUGCCUACGUUUCGAUUAUGUUUUGAGGUGAUACCUUAAACUUUCAAAUCUGCUGUCUACUUACUAUUAAAGUGUAUAACGCGUCAGCGAGUAAAUAUGACGGACAGUACAAAACAUCAGAAUGUGAUUGAACAGGCCCAGAAACUGACGAAGGAAUAUGUCGAACUCCUGAAUGAAUGGGAACCAAAACGAGUGGCAACUGUUGCAAGAAUUAGAGAGAUUGCUUCAGAACUGCAAAACGUGAAACAAGAUGUAAACAUCUCCAAGGUGGUUGGUGGUGCAGUUGGCAUUCUUGGUGGUAUAGCCGCUGUGGCAGGAACAAUUUUGUCGGGCGGUCUUGCGGCGCCCCUUUUUAUCGGAGGAAUGGCCGCAGCGGCCGCUGGUACCGCAACUUCGGCUGGGGCAGAAAUCGCCGAGCAUUUCAUUUCUAAAGGGAAACUAGAAUCUGCCCAAGAGGUAUUGGAAGCUGACAAGAAACUUACCAAGAAGAUCGAAGAUAAGAAAGCGGAGGUCGACGCCAAGGUCAAGGAGCUGAGCAAUCUCUUACGUCUGUCCAAAGAAGAGGUUUUCGGUGCGUUGUUAAUGUCUGCUGUGCCCGGAAGAGGAUUUGUUCAUAUGAAUGACGAGAGGGUUUUCAAAAUGCUUGUGUCUGCCGGAUUACUUCCCUUGGUGCACUUGACCUUCCGAGGUCAAUCAGUUAUUGGGAAGGGUAUGGCAGCUUUUGAAGAAGUGUCACUGGCAGGAAUUUCGAAAGUGCUCGGCUCUUUGUUGACAGGAAUGGCUAUUGGUGCUAUGCUAGUCCUGGACGUCUAUUUUCUCGUAUCAAGCUCAAUCGAGCUGUCAAAUGGAUCUCCCUCUGGUGCGGCAGACUCGCUUAGAGGAGUCGCCACUAAGCUGGAGAAGCAAGCACAAGAUCUGAAAUCAGUUCUUGAACAAAUAAGGGAGGAAACUGAAGAAUACGAGAGGUAUCUGCGAAAGAAAUUUCGAAAAGAAUUGGAAAAGGUCGCGGUACAAAAAUGUGCUUCUGAUGACGAUGCAAAAGGUAUACUCGAUCAUAUUUACAUGCAUUCGAGUAACGAAUGGCAGGGUGCGUUUCUGUCACUGAACAUUAACCUGAACAGGUACGCGUUUCAAAUUGCGCAAGUAUUCCGAAUUUUUGGAAGAUUAAUAGAAGAACAUCUGAGGCACAAAAAAGAGCAACACGUGGAGAUCACAUUAAUUGCACAUGGACGAAUAAAUCUGCAUGCUCUUGUUCCGAGUCAGAUAUACUAUCUUACAAAUGUACUGAAAUCGGUCACGUGUUUUUCGCCCUGGGGUUGCGCGGUAGAUGCAAAUGUCGUUUACGGUAUCGCUACAAACACGAUACGUAUCACCAACUUGAAAUAUUCUGGUCCCGUUAUACCCGGGUUACCAGGUGCCUUCAAUGUCCUACCGGAAAGAAUGGAUUUAACGCCAAACGUGAUUUUCUCACCCGUUGUGCACGGGGAAGGCGCCCAUCAGGCUUUGUUACAACUCAUCGCCCUUCUUCAGAGCCCUGCCGAUGGCUUGGUCAUACCGUACUUCACUGGUGUUGGAAACGACUUGCUGCCAUUUCCUGAGAUUCCCCUUUGGGUUUGCAGCAACGUUGUAGCGAUUUGCGGUUUCUUACUGAACGUCACAGUGAGUCUGAGGGUCGCCGCAUGCCUUUCCCCCGAGAAUGGCGGAGCCAUUACUAGUUUCCUCGGAACUGAUGGGUGUGACUCGCGCCUUACGCAGUACUGUCAAGUACCCAUGAAUAGGACACCGCCGAUAGCUAUGACAAAUUUGAUUACAUCACCACAGAAUGAUAUUCAGCAAUUGGAAGAAAUACGGGGACAUUUAUUUCUCUAAUUCAAAACGUUACACAUUUUAUCGAAUUACUUAACAGUCGCGAUAUUUUUUAAAUGUUUUUAGAAUUACAAAUGCUUACUUUGUCUUGUAAUAGACUGUUUUGAGGAUUCUUUCUUCAAAUUUGAUAUCCAUAUAUUUUCGAUUUGUUAAAUAAUAGUUUGCAUUGAUUGACUGAACAUAUGUAUAUAAUAUUAAAAAAUAUUGUAUUUAUAAUAUCUGACGAAAAUGUGAAGUAAAUAACUGUUAUGACCGCUGAGCUGUCGAAGAGACGAAUGGGUUGACAAAAAACUUAGUUGUAAUCACGUUGAGUAGACAAAUAUCAUAUGGAUUGAUUUGUUUGAUAUUUGAAUGUUUAGCUUUUCAAGUUCAAAGAAAUCUACGUCAACGUGGUGAAACUUUUAUUCUGGCUGCAACUCAAUAACCGUUCAGGAUACGUAUUACGUAUGUUACCAGAAGCAACGUUCACCUGUGUGGCAAUACCAAUACAACUGACGUCAAUGUUUUUUUGUUUCCUCCUUAAUAUUUGCCUGAUAUUAAGGUUUGCGUCAACCUACGGUCUUCUUGUUAAUGUGUUAUCAUUGAAACCGUUAUUCUGAGUAUCAUCCAUGCGUCAUACAUAAAGGGCGGUUGGUUUAUUUUUGUUUAACAAAUAGCCAGUUCGACAUGUAACAACCUAUCGUCACCUUAGUGCAAUAACUCAAUAACUGCAUAAAGAAAUAGAAGCAGAUAUUGCGUUCUUGCACUAAGGUGACGAUAUGUUAUUACUUGUAUCGUUUUCCUUCUUCUUACUUUGAUCUCUUGAAUUGCAGGCGUAAGAACUGAUUCUAAGGGCGGAUUAAUUCAUUUAUAGUCGUUGUCUUUAUUAUUAUUAUUAUUAUUAUUAUUAUUAUUAUUAUUAUUAUUAUUAUUAUUUGUUUUAUUUACACUUUAUUGCCUUUAAUUUAAUACUGGCUCUGAUAUAACUUGUAAGUUAUCAUAAAUGACGGGUGUUGGGACAAGUCUGAGACUUGGUACUUAAACAAUGUUGUAAUAAUUGAGUGGUGUUGGGACAAGUUGGAGACUUGGUACUUAAACAGUGUUAGGUUGUGUAACAAUUAACAAGGCUACCCCCCACCCUCCCAAGUGAACUAUGUUUCGCCUACUGUCUGUGUUGAAAUGUAACGAUGUGUGUUUGUCCUUGAGCUAGGUUACCUCCCACCCUCCCAAGUGAACUAUGUUUCGCCUACUGUCUGUGUUGAAGUGUAACGAUGUGUGUUUGUCCUUGAGCUAGGUUACCUCCCACCCUCCCAAGUGAACUAUGUUUCGCUUACUGUCUGUGUUGAAGUGUAACGAUGUGUGUUUGUCCUUGAUCUUGUUUACCUCCCGACAUCCCCAGUGAAAUAUGUUCAGCUUACUGUCUGUAGUGUAUUAUGAGGUUGCGUGUUUCACGUGCUAGGCCUUAAACCUAGUGCCUCUAAUGGUGUUUUCGUUCAUAGUUAUGCUUCUUGGCUUGGGAUUGCACUGCGGUUUCCAUCGUAUUGUUCAUGUAUCAAUAUUUAAGCAAUAAGUGACAUUGUGUAUUCUUUGUUUUAGUAUUAGUAAUUUAUGAAAAGUAAAGGAAUAGCAAAAACGAUCUGUGCAUAUUUAUACCACCGACAUAAAAGGCGCUUACUCUUAUUUGCUAUUAGUGUAUACUACAAUAGUUUGCAUGUUCAUGUAUGAUUUGUAGUUCCUGACUUUUUCAAUAAAAAAAUAAACUAUACCCGUAAGAAA
Molecule: messenger RNA, 4000 nt
Organism: Mya arenaria
Lineage: Eukaryota; Metazoa; Mollusca; Bivalvia; Myida; Myidae
Exons: 7
Coding region: 476-2248 (590 amino acids)
Biological process (GO): lipid transport; lipoprotein metabolic process
Cellular component (GO): extracellular region; membrane
Molecular function (GO): lipid binding
Source: RefSeq, a predicted model, not a curated record